Molecule: messenger RNA, 3375 nt
Organism: Haliotis rufescens (red abalone)
Lineage: Eukaryota; Metazoa; Mollusca; Gastropoda; Lepetellida; Haliotidae
Exons: 6
Coding region: 173-886 (237 amino acids)
Source: RefSeq, a predicted model, not a curated record
AGACCCACAUACUCACGGCUUCGAUCUGGUAGUACCCAACGACCGACCAAUCUACAAACAAACAAGGCCGCUCGCGAUCUUGACGUGCGCGCAAACAUAACCAUACUUGUGCAGUUUUUGGUCACUUGAAGUCAAAGCAGAGACCUGUUCCUGUGUUAGAGGUGAGAGCAGUAUGGCCUACUUUGACGCCGUCUACCCCCAGGUCCACUACACGCAGCUUCCGACCAGAGCCGCGCCGACAGAUGGGUGCUACCUGUUCAUCCUGUUCCCGACCCACGGGGGUAAGAACGUGCAGGAGGCGGGUCAGGACUGUGUGAGGGCCAGUCGCACGGUGGGGAUAUACGGCGGCAGGUUUGUCGGCAUCGCUAGGAAGGUUUUCAGUUAUGGCUAUGACUCGUCGGUGGAUGAAGGCUGUAUCGUUUUUUACUUCCCGUCACGUGAUUCCGCCGACAUGUUCUUCCGGUCAGACCCGAAGUUCAAGCAGCCCGACUUCCCCCAGUGCGCAGGUCACUGUCAGGCGUGGGUGGUGGACCGCCAUUACUCGCCAGACAACGAAGGAGCUCUGAACACGUUCAUGAUCUCGGAGAUCCGCCUGAAGGACCCCGACUGCUACAUGCACUACAAACACAACUUCGCCACGCCCUUCGCCGACCUCCUCCAGAAGUACCAUGCCCAGCCCUACGUCGUGCAGACCUCCAGUGUGAUGGGCAUCAGGCGCUUCUACAAGGACCCCAACCACAUCGUCACCGUCCACUUGUUCCGGAGCCCCCUCAACCUCGAGGAUGUCAUGAACGAUGGAAUGUACCAGAGCCUUAGACAAACUCACAAUUCACUCGCUUACGAAAUGACAACAGUUUUCACCAUCGACCCGAGGGCCUGUCCAUAGCCUUGGUAACGUGACACCCCUGGCGCGUGGAGACGACUACAGUAGAAAGGAUAUGCACCCAUGACGUCUGAUUGCCUCCCUUACCUGUUUAUGAGUCUGAGAUGCUGCACGUGCUGGCAGUGCAACAUCAUCGUCCUCCAGUCUAUCGGCAUCAGGAGUUGUCGGGGGUGACUAAGGUCUGGACAUUUGGUAGCUGUGGCAAAUCUAAAAAUCUUGUCUUUGUCUGCUCAAAUUUUGUAAUGAAUAUGUAGAAGUUAAUCACCGGUCUCAGUACCCCACGCCAGUGUUUCACGGCACCAUUGUGUGCACGAUAUCUGCACCUACACUUGGAAUGAGUCCCCUUUAACAAAUCGCUACAAUCAUCGACCAGGCAAUCCGGUACAGGUGUUCCCUGGCGAUAACGCUGUACAGAUGAAGUGUACCUGAAGACUGUCUGUUGGUGGUAUGCUAGUGUAGUCUAAGGACAUCGUCGGAUCCCAAGAUGUUAUAUAUAUAAUCGUUUCACUAAGGAACCUUAGCAGUACAUAGACUUACGAUAGUCGUGCCGCUAAGAACGUCCCACAAAACGUUCUCAGCGCCACGACUAUCGUAAGGCCCUUUGGCAGAACAACAAAUAUGUACUUCAACUGUGUAUACUAAUCAACUAUUGACAGGGAGACAGAUUACACAUUAUAGUUACACAUGUUUAUAUAUACAGUAAACUACGGUUAUAACGAACACAAAUGGACCACUAAUUUUAGUUCGUUAUAACCGUAAUUCGGUAUAAGCAUACAUACAACAUCUAUACAGCAAAUGGCGGUAACCAAAAAGUAAGUUCGUAAUAUCCGUCAGUUCGUUACAAGCGUGUUGGUUAUAAACGUAUUUUACUGUAUUCAGUUUUGUAUAUCAUUGAAUAACGGAAGCAUCCCUAUCAACCGUUGGGUAGUAUAUGUGAAGGGGAAACGUGGACCUUGCUGGCGUGUGAGGAUACAGCUACUUUCUGUUUGAUGGGCAAGCGACUUUAACGAGGUUCUCUCCAUGCCUUGAAUCAGUUUCAUAUUAUGAUUAAUAAUUUAUCGGUCCCUGGGAAACCAAAAGCUUUACUUCAGUCCUAUUUUACUUUAGCACCGAAUAAUAAUUUCAGUAACAAGACAUGAUGGGAAUGUUUGAAGGGUUCGAAGUGACGAAGUGGAUUGAUUCAGACCUAUUUCUGGGCUUGCCCUAACUUCAUCUUAAAGAUCAUCCCUACUCCACACAAGUAGAACACGUUUGUUUACAAUCGCCUUCAACGGCCGUUCAAAGAAACAGAUUGAAAGACAAAACUGUAGCUAUAUCUUGGUGGCAUUUUAGAUGUUGCCGUAUCACUGAAGAGUGUUUCGGUACAGAUGCUGCUCAAGGACUGGCAUCUGUCCUGAAACGUCUCAUUGAAUAAAGAAUUUGAAAUCCAUAACACCGCCUUAACGCUGAAGAUUUUGUUAAUUUUUUAUUAAUCCAGCUAACCGUAUUAUUAAAAAAAUUAUUUGUAAUUUAAUUUUUCAUCACUAUUUCGACAACCGUGCAAAUUGUUUGAAAAUACAUCUGACACCCCAAAUCAACACGUGACACGUGAUGUCUCGUGACUACAUAUAGCUGGGUCCAGUCAGAUGGCGGCACUAUCCAAUGGUCCAGGUUUUAGCCCGUUGAAGCGUGCACACUGUUCACUUGGCGUUGUGUGUUAAUGUUACAUGUAUAAACUGACUUUCAAUCAAAACGUUAUAGACGCAGGGAUGACAGACAUGAACUCUUAUAACUUUCCAAUCAGGUCUUCUAUGAUUCUUCUUUAACUUCGAUGUGAACUACAACUGUGGGUAGCUACAUCACAUAUACGCAACUUUAUCAGUUUUGUUAUAUUUUUGAAAUUCAUUGAAGAAUUAUGCCAUGUUUGUACCUUUGUAACCCCGUAAGUCCGGCAUUGAAAAGUUCAUAACCUAUAACCUAUGACUCGUUAAUUCGGACAUUUGUAUAUUCGGACGAUUUCACGUUGAUCAGGUUAUUCGGAUUAACGGUUUUCACUGUAUUUAGAUUAAUAUAGAUUGAUGUGGUUGAUAAAGAUAACUUUGAGUUACUCAGAAAUAGCCUUAGUAUACGGUAGAGGCCUGGAUCCGCUGGUCGGGGUUCGAAUCUGUUGGAAUGACUGAACCAACCACGCUCACCCUAGCGGAAUGCCCCGACGCAUCAGUAUACGCAGUCCAGGGGUAGUGUACAGGGCUCGGGGCUUUCAAUGGGGCACUACUGGGAAACCUCCCUAGUCCGGACCACCGUCCGGAUUCACGAGGUUUCAGCGUAUUUCUAAAGAUGUAAAUGUGUCUUAAGUCGAAAUCGUCCUGCGUCAAUCUGUUUAUGCAGUAGCAUUAUAGUUUCUUUUCAGUUUACUUUUCUUUGUUAUUUAUUAACAGUACGUAUUAGCCCCGCAUCAAGCGACACUGUGAUACAUGUAUAUACUAAGAAAUAAAGUCCGUCCAUUUUGUAAA